Molecule: messenger RNA, 2811 nt
Organism: Hordeum vulgare subsp. vulgare (domesticated barley)
Lineage: Eukaryota; Viridiplantae; Streptophyta; Magnoliopsida; Poales; Poaceae
Exons: 20
Coding region: 24-2135 (703 amino acids)
Source: RefSeq, a predicted model, not a curated record
GAAUCAGAAGGGGUACACUCGCCAUGUUCCGCAACAAGGUCCUCGUGCGCGCCGUCCCCGUCUCCGUCCCCUCCUCCUCCCCCGCACCGUCGCCGCCGUUCCUCCUCCGCCAGGUCUCCUUCUCCGCCGCCGCUCCACCCCUCGACCUCGACAUCCUCUGCUGCAGGCUGUCCAGCCGCCACCGUCUCGCGUGCCUCCCCCAGUCCCCGGCCGACGCCCUCGUGGUCUACCAGAGAUGCCAGUCUCGCGCGGCCGCCGAGGUGGCCUCCGAGAUCGCGGCUGCCUUCACGGGCGCCUCGGUUGGGGAGGAGGAGGAGGUGGUGUGCUCAGGCUCGCUGGUUGCAAAAGCGGUCGAGUGUGGACUGCGAUGUCUGAUGCUUGAGCGUGGAUGGAGCUUUGUCGGCGAGAGCAUAUACGUACAGUCGACGUUUGCUGCGACUGAGGAGAGGACUGAUCUGUGCGCGUUGAAUGUGGAAGUCAGAUCUGGACUAAAUGAUGAUUAUGAGUUUGUUGUCUCGCCUGAUGCAUUUCGGUUUACUGCACUUAAGAUCUCAGAUGUUGCUAGCUCCAGUGUGAUGGAAACGUUCCAACACACUAAGGAAGUAAGUUUGGAUGGUUGUAACCUCCAGACAGCUUGUGCAAUUCUUCCAACAUUACAGGAAGGCCAUGUGAUUGGUUUUAGCGAACUACCUCCUUCUGGACAGAUCUUGGACAGCUUUACAGAGCUUUGCUCAGUUAAGCAUGGUUUGGAGAUGAACUACAGUUAUCAUGCAGCAGUCAAACUGACAUACGGAGCUUCCUGCGAGAAGCAAUGGUUGCCUUCUCCAUUUGUCCUCCAAGGUCCAGGACUUCAACCUGCUCCAAAAUCUGUUAGAGCAUCAAAGGCAAUGUCUUCCAUGCGGUCCUUUAUAGAAUUGUUGAAAGCUUGGAAUUUCUUUGGUCAGAGUCAACUAGUAAUUAAGGAACAAGUGGUAGUUAACUGCACGGCUACUCUGCCUACUUGGGAUAAAGCCACAAGUAAACUGGCAAUACACACUGCAACAACCGAAAAUUCAGAGGAUCUUCGUUUAGUUCAUCCAAGUUUUAUGGCCAAAGACCAAUCACUGAGUUUAGACUUCCGCACCCCCAAACCAGCUGUCUUUUGCUCUUCGGCUGCCAAGUUGUGCAGUACCAAAGUUGAGAUAGCUCAGUCUCUGGAUGAUGCUGGCAUUGGCAAUGACACUCAUUCCAUCAAGCAUAGUUGUCAAUCACAGUCUGUUAUCCUAACCAGUUCAUUCAAAUCGCAAAUAACAUUAUUGAAGCCUUCAUUCAGUAGAAGUAAACUAGCAGAUAAAAACAAAAUGAGGUGUUCUUCUGAACAAUCUGAUGCUGAUAGUUCGAACAGAUCGAGUGAAACUUGCCUACCAAAAUCAUCACUUGGACGUUUUCCUAAAGCAAGCCAUGCUAAUCCUGUUGAUUCAUCAAGUGCACAUCUUCUCAAGCAAGUCAUUCAGGAUUGCUUUGUUAGGCAACCAACAAUAAAUCAAAUAUUUUUCCCAACACCUCCCUAUCUACCUAACUUUCAGACUUCUGGGAAUCCUAAAAGGAAGCAUGCAGAGAUUCUAGAAAACAGUGGUGAAGGAGGAACUGUAAAAGUGCACCAAAAGGAUUGUUGUGAAAAGAGGAACCUGGAUACGAGGAAGAGUAAAGAUUCUGCGCCUAAUGUCCCGCAAGACACAACAUCAGUGCUAGAUAUUCAGAAGGAUGUGCUUAGAACAAAAAUAAAACCGACAAAAUCAAAGUCUAUGGUUGUCAAGAAUGAGAUAACUGCCACAACAAAAUCGAAAAAAAGGCCAGAAGUUGUCAAAGACGAGCUGACCAAAAAGGAAAUAGAGCAUCAAAAGGAUGUUGCUAAAAAGGUGACAAAGGCAAAGCCAGUGAAUGCUAAGGAUGAGUUAACUUCAACAACAAAGACAAAAACAAAGCCAAAUGUUGACAAGGAGGAGUUAAUUGCGAAGGUGAUAGAUUAUCAUAAGCGAGGUGAGCUGCGUCUGCUUACAGUUGCUGAUCUGAAGUGCUUUCUGAAUGCAAAAAAGGCAAAAGUGGGAGGUUCAAAGGAAGUGCUUAUCCAAAGAGCAACUGAACUCAUUUCGUGACAGGACAGGGCAACAACUUAUGGGAGCUACACGCUACACAUAGUCGCCCGCACCAACCACAGAAACCGGUUUGGCCCUACAUUCUGCUGGUACCACAACCAACCGUGGCUAGUCAAUCUAAGACUGAACGAGAACAAACAAGUGUUGUUCCUCUAGGGUGGAAAUAUUGUACUUGAUCAAGAUAAUGGUUUUCCGUGGACCAGUUCAAGUACUUACAUAAUAGGCAGAAUUGUUGAUAUCAUAGUGAUGUUACAUACGGGUUGGUUAAGAUGGAGGGCAUCAACUUCUGAGGUCGCUAGUUACUGGUGCUCAUCACUCUCCGAGAAGCAAACAAAGACACUACUGUGCAUGGUAGAAUGUUCACUCAGUAUACUAGACAACCAUCAGAACAUGCGUCUCGAGUUUGGGAAGUUGGCCCUAUCCUAAAUGACUUUGUGGCAGCAAGCAGGAGCGGUGAAAAUGGAGGUUUUCGUCAGGAGUUAAUGGUUUAGGCGUGAGUUUUUGAUGCGUUGUAUGCGAUGACUUGAAACUUCUUGUAAAUUAUUUUGCUGCCUUCUAUAGAUCGAUGCUACUGGCAACUAGCCUUGAUUUUUCAUCAUAAUUAUGGUUCUACCAAAACAAUGUUGUAGGAUCAUGGUAACUGAUUGGAUACUAAAAAAAGUACCCUUUGCAUUUA